AUGUUGGUCGUUGUAAUUCCAAUUCCGGAACUCUUGAAACUGAAGCUCAGCCGGAGAAAGAAGGUGCUCCUGGUCGCCAUUUUCGGCGUCGGUGCAGUUACUGUUGUCAUCUCGUGCAUUCGACUCUGGGCGCUGGCGACGUACGACACUGAGGUCAAUCCCAUGUACAACAACGUCCUCUCUGGGGUAUGCCAAAUAGUACCGCAAGUCUUCGGGACAACUCAGCGCGACUCCCGCUUGUAUGGGGAUGCUGGGACGCCCAACGCAUACGGGCGUAGCGGAAGGAAGAGAAACGCGACGCAUGCCAACAUGUUCGAUAUGUCAAUAGUCAAGACUGUUGAUAUGACCGUGGAAGCUCAACGCGCAUCCGAUGAAGAGGUCCGCUUGAUUGUGCUUCAACAGAACGAGAAGGUUGCGCAGAGCUCAACGGGUAGUGCUGAUGGUAUCUGGGAGACACCAAUGCAGCCGCCGGAUCACAUCUAUGACGGCCGUUCGUAG
Messenger RNA from Didymosphaeria variabile, 498 nucleotides. RefSeq lists its product as uncharacterized. The record is from RefSeq and is a predicted model, not a curated record. The transcript has 4 exons. Lineage: Eukaryota; Fungi; Ascomycota; Dothideomycetes; Pleosporales; Didymosphaeriaceae. The coding region runs from base 1 to 498 and encodes 165 amino acids.